UGCUUUGCAGAAACUAGAAAACAUUGUUGUCUGUUUUGAAUACGUGUUUGUUUGUAUUUUCAGCCACAAUAUAAGCCAAUAGAAACAUUAACACUUGGCAAGCUACCAUGAGUGCUGAAAUAGUGAGCGGUCUUCUGAAUACAGAAGUGACCAAUUCAAGCAAGAUUCCAGUAGAGCAUCUGGAUUAUGAUUAUAUUCAGAAGUGCACUGAUGUCGGGUACCUGGAAAAGAUUUUAAAAGUUCUGAGGUCUGGAGAAGAAGGCAUUUACCCACAUCUCAUUGAUUUCUGCGAGAAACAUGUAGAGAAGCUGAACCCUAGGAGCCGUGCCCUCCGAAUAGACAAACCUGCAGCGACAGCUGCAUCUCUCCCUACAGACGAAUGGAGCCAGAUUUCAGAUGAACUCAAGAGCUGGGAGACAGAGAUGAGGGCGGGUGAGGUGCAGCUCAAACAGCUCCCCUUGUUCAGUGACGAGGAGAAUGUGCCACCCAUCCGAGGCUCAAACUGCUCUGUUCAGAGCACGUCUGCCAGUGGGGUAAAAAAGAGCAAAAACAAGGCUUCUCUCCCACGUGACUAUAAGGACUGGGACAAAUUUGACAUUGCGAAAGAAUGUGCUAAAGUUGAUGAGGUGGUCGCAAAUGACUCGGCCAGCACAGUCAUCAACCACGGCCGUCCAAAAGCCAUUAAAAGAAAACUGCACACAAGUGCGCUGACAGAGCAGGAAAAGGUUGUUUUAGCGAACCGCGAGAAGGACAAGGGCAAUGAGGCUUUUAAAACUGGCGACUAUGAGGAGGCAUUGGCAUAUUACACAAGGAGUCUGUCGGUAUUACCAACAGUCGCUGCAUACAACAACCGAGCCCAGGCGGAGAUCAAACUGCAGAACUGGCACAAGGCCCUCAGCGACUGCCAGAAGGUCCUGGAGCUGGAGCCAGCCAAUGCCAAAGGUCUGCUGCGUCGUGCCACUGUGCAGAAGCACCUCGGAAACCUCCAGCUGGCCAUUGAUGAUGUCAAUGCUGUUCUACACAUAGAGCCUCAUAAUGAGAUUGCAAAGAAACUUCUGAAUGAGCUGAAUAAGAAGAUGGCUGAAAGAGUUCCUGAGAAGCCAGCUAACAGAAAGAAAAUGCUCAUAGAGGAAAUUGAGGAGGAAGAGGAGGAGAAAGAGCACGAGGCCAACGGUGCAGUUGAAAGCAGCAGUCGUGAGAGACGGGGUGGGGAGAGCUGCGCGGCGGCCGCUACCGCUACCGGAGAGGAGAGAGGCGACAUGGGCAACGCGCAGAAGAAGCCCCACGGCCGGGGCGACGGCGGAGGGGGAGGCAGGGGGGGCAGCAGCGCCGACAAGUACACGGUCACGCCGCCCAAGGGAGUGGAGGGGGCCAGGAAAGGGCUGGCCAACGGCAACAGCGCCGCUCACCAAGCGGCGGAGAAAGCCGAGCGCGAGCGGGCGGAGCAGAGUAAGGUCAACCUGGACGCGCCGGCCGGGAACCUGCCGCCGCCGCUGGCCCGCCUCAAGAACGAAGGCAACCACCUCUUUAAGAACGGACAGUUUGGAGAUGCCAUUGAAAAGUACUCUCUGGCUAUCGACGGCUACACUGAAGCAGGCACUGACAGUCCGGAGGACCUCUGUAUCCUGUACUCCAAUAGAGCUGCCUGCUACCUGAAAGAUGGGAACAGUUCAGACUGUAUUACGGACUGCACAAAGGCCUUGGAGCUGCAGCCGUUCUCGCUGAAGCCGCUGCUGAGGAGAGCCAUGGCUUACGAGUCGCUGGAGCGCUACCGGAAGGCCUACGUCGACUACAAGACCGUGCUGCAGAUCGACACCGCCACCCAGGCCGCUCACGACAGCGUCAACAGGAUCACCCGGAUGCUGAUUGAGCAGGACGGCCCCGAGUGGCGGGAUCAGCUUCCGGAGAUCCCCAUGGUGCCCCUGUCGGCCCAGCAGCACCGCAGAGAGGAGCCGCUGAGCGCCGAGGAGGCCCAGGCCCGGGCCGAGCGCGCCACCCAGGAAGCCGCCCGAAAAGCGGAAGCACGUUUCGCACUCUUCAAGUCGGACGGAAACGAGUUUGUGAAGAAAGGCCGGUACGAGGAGGCGGUGGGGAAGUACAGCGAAUGCCUUAAACUGAAGCCCAACGAGUGCACCGUCUACACCAACAGAGCUCUGUGUUUAGUGAAACUUGAUCGUUUUGCGGAGGCCAAGCGGGACUGUGAUGCGGCCCUGGCCCUGGAGCCCCAGAACAAGAAGGCCUUCUACAGACGAGCAAUGGCCAACAAGGGCCUCAAGGACUACCUGGCGUGCAGUACGGACCUGCAGGAGGUGCUGCGUCUGGACUCCAGCGUGGCGGAGGCGGAGCGGGAGCUGCAGGAGGUGACGGAGCUGCUCAGGCAGAGUCUGGCCACAGCAGCCUCCCCGGGGAAAGCCCGGCGCAGCGUCCCCAUCACAGAGGUGGACGACACAGAAGCAGCCGCCACCACAAAGCCGGACUCCACAACCGAACAGAACCAUGUGGACCAGGCCAGGCCGACCGCCAUCACCCAGCCCGCCAACGCCUAUGAGUUUGGACAGGCUUUGAGCACGGCCCGUUCCCAUGACGAUACGGCAGCCUGCGCCGACCUCCUCCGCUUCGUCGCCCCGGAAACGCUCCCGUCUUACGUGAGCAGCCAUCUGGACGGUCACACCAUCGCUUUCAUUAUGCAGGCGCUGGACGGUCAGCUCCUGGACAAAGAGCCGGGCCUGGUGUACCAGCACCUCAACCACCUCCACACCGCGGAGCGCUUCUCGGUGGUGCUCAUGCUGCUGGACAAAGACGAGCGUCGGCAGAUGACUCAGCUGUUUGAGCACCUGUCGGCGGUGGAGAGCGAGGACUUCUCGCAGAACGACGUGCAGAACCUAGCAAAUAAAUACAUCUGACCACUC
Sardina pilchardus (European sardine) is the source of this 2909-nucleotide messenger RNA. RefSeq names its product sperm associated antigen 1b (gene spag1b). The record is from RefSeq and is a predicted model, not a curated record. Gene Ontology annotation, molecular function: protein binding. Lineage: Eukaryota; Metazoa; Chordata; Actinopteri; Clupeiformes; Clupeidae. The coding region runs from base 108 to 2903 and encodes 931 amino acids. Gene Ontology annotation, biological process: axonemal dynein complex assembly. The transcript has 19 exons. Gene Ontology annotation, cellular component: cytosol.